AUGCCUACCCUUUCCACUUUUCUUUCGGUAUCGCUGCCUGUGAUUCUGGCUGCUCUAAUUUACCAGCUAGGGCUGCCGGCUUUCAUCAGCGAAUACGUACCAUCCACGUUGCUUCCAAAUCUCUUCGUACCCACACACUGCUACAAGUCUGUCAGAACACUUUCGUCGGAGUUCCCGCAUGCCGAGUGCUUUACCAUCCACGACGGCAAAUUCUCCAGUGUCUUCGUAGACAAUGCAGCCCCUAAUACGGUCAAGGAAUCCCGCACAGGUUAUGUGUAUCCUGGUUUUUGGGAUGGACACGGUCACUUGAUCCAGUUUGGAGAAUCUCUAGAUUCAGUGAGCCUCUUUGGCGCCGAUUCAAUGGACGAGAUCAAGAGGAGACUGUUGGAGUAUAAGAACGUCCGUCCAGAAAAAGGAAAUAGUGAACAGUGGCUACGUGGCGUCGGUUGGGACCAAGCUCAUUUUGAAGGGAGGUGGCCGACUGCAGCAGAUUUGGAGAUAGACGAGAGGUUUAAGGAUCUUUAUGUUAUGCUUGAUCGUGUUGAUGUUCAUUGUAUCUGGGUAUCUGAAAAGGUGCUUGACCUUCUUCCGUCGUUCAGUAUACCUCCCGGCGGCGAAGUGCCGGCAAAGGGUGUCUUCUGCGACAAUGCCAUGGACAUCGUCCUGGAGUAUUACCCAAAGCCGACCAAAGCGCGCAAAACCGAGUUCAUUAAGACUGCGAUGGCAGAGUUGAACAAACAUGGAAUUGUUGGGAUGCACGAUGCCGGCGUAGUGCCGGCAGAUCUGGAGCUAUACGAAGAGCUCGCGAACGACCCGGACUGGACUGUGAGAGUUAAUGCGAUGAUCGAAUGCGAUGUCCGAAACACGUUUUGUCCCGAGGCGGUCAGAAAAGUUUCGACUCCAAAUGGCCGAUUUCACGUGAAGAGCGUCAAGCUUUUCGGAGAUGGGGCUUUGGGCUCCUGGGGCUCAGCUAUGAUUGAGCCGUACAGCGACAAACCGGAGUCCUCCGGCUCUUUACUUGUCAACGCGACUACGCUGUCACGUGUGACAUAUGAUUGGGCCGUGAAGGCAGGGUACCAAGUUAAUAUUCAUGCUAUUGGGGAUCUUGCAAACAGGCUUGCGGUUGACGCGUUUGAAGCGGCGUUGAAACGCUUGUGCCCCCACGCUAACCUCCGCGACUGUCAAGCUAAACGUCGUUUCCGCAUCGAGCACGCCCAAAUCAUCCACCCAGAUGACCAGCGCAGGAUGUCAGAACUUGGUAUCAUUGCGUCAAUACAGCCCACGCACGCGACCUCGGACAUGGGUUAUGCGGAGAGCAGGCUUGGCCAGCAACGAACAAAAUAUGAGGCGUACCGAAUGCGGUCGCUCUUACCACUUCGUCCAGUCCUCGGUAGCGACUUCCCAGUCGAACCCGCGAGUAUCUUCGAGGGAAUGUAUGCGGCAAUCACGCGACGAAGUCCACGUACAGGACUGGACCCUAGCGGUGGCAAGGCUGGCUGGUAUCCCGAAGAGAGCCUCACUUUCGAACAAGCUUUAGAGGGUUUUACGGUAAACGCUGCAUACGGUGCCUUCUUAGAAGGCAAAGCUGGUGUCAUCGAAGCGGGGGCGUAUGCUGACUGGGUUGUUCUCGACAAACAACUUGAAUCGCUGGACCCAGAAGCAUUGAGGAAGGUGACAGUGAAAGAAACAAACAACAAAAAACACGUAUACUCGUACCUCAUCAUGACGACCAUCGAACGCAAGCCCACUGCGGAACUAUCCAAACCUACUACCCCUGUCGGGUCCCUUACCGUCACACCCCCAAUCACACCGAAUGCGACAAGUACCGCGGCGCAUCAGCUAGUUUCCGAGAUCAGGGACAUAUACACGGUACUCAACGAACUAUCGUCAUUAGCGCCGUCGGAGCAAGUCAACUCUCUCCUCACACGACUCGUAAACCUCUGCGUCGUACCUUACAGCGCAGAAUUUACAUCGUAUUUUUUCCGCAUACCUGCCGUAGAGAGCCUUUGCUCCAAUUUGCGACCGCUAUGUUCAGAAGCCGAGGGAGAGUUGGAGAAGUUCUGGGCAAAGCGCAUGCUCAACGACAUCAGCGGUACAACCACAACACCUGAGGACAUUCUGACAACUUUCCCUUACCACCAAAAUUACGUCGAUCUCUCCCGCUUGGAAUGUUCUACCAUAGAAGCGUUCCUCCCCAGCCCACCGUCCAAAAUCGCUUUCAUCGGCUCCGGUCCAUUACCUCUGACCUCCCUCUGUUUCCUGGACCGCCAUCCUAACGCGCAAGUGCAUAACGUGGAUCGCGAUGCCUCCGCGCUUCAAGUCAGCGAAUCGUUAUGUAAGCGGUUAGGCUAUGGCAAGCGCAUGAGUUUCGCUUGUGAAGACAUUACCGAGGUUUCGUCAAACUCCGAAUGGCAAUCGUGCCAGGUCGUCUUCCUUGCUGCGCUGGUUGGUACAGAUACGUACACGAAGCUCAACAUACUCAGAAGCAUGGUUAAGAAGCUGGUCCCAGGUACAUUGGUGGUGGCGAGGAGCGCGCAGGGGAUGCGAAGUGUGUUGUAUCCGAUACUGGAACUGUCAGAAGAACUCCAAUCCAUCGGUCUCGAGAUUCUUGCCGAAGUACAUCCGUGGACUAAAGUCGUUAAUUCGGUCAUCGUUCUACGCGUGAAAUGA
This is a messenger RNA of Alternaria ethzedia, 2670 nucleotides long. RefSeq lists its product as uncharacterized. The coding region runs from base 1 to 2670 and encodes 889 amino acids. Gene Ontology annotation, molecular function: nicotianamine synthase activity; hydrolase activity, acting on carbon-nitrogen (but not peptide) bonds. Gene Ontology annotation, biological process: nicotianamine biosynthetic process. The transcript has 8 exons. The record is from RefSeq and is a predicted model, not a curated record. Lineage: Eukaryota; Fungi; Ascomycota; Dothideomycetes; Pleosporales; Pleosporaceae.